GCGCUGGCCGCCUGGGCCGAGCCGCACCUGGAGCGCCUGCUGCGGGAGAAACUGGAUGGACUGGCCAAGCUGCGGACUGCCCGGGAAGCCCCAUCGGAGUGCGUCUGUCCCCCAGGUCCCCCUGGAAGGCGUGGCAAGCCCGGAAGAAGAGGCGACCCUGGUCCUCCAGGGCAAUCAGGACGAGAUGGCUACCCGGGGCCGCUGGGUCUGGACGGCAAACCCGGACUUCCAGGCCCCAAAGGGGAAAAGGGUGCACCAGGAGACUUUGGCCCUUGGGGAGAACAAGGCCAAGAUGGAGCUGCAGGGCCUCCAGGGCCCCCUGGACCCCCUGGGGCACGGGGCCCUCCUGGAGACACGGGAAAAGAUGGCCCCAGGGGACCUCAAGGCCUGACGGGUCCCAAGGGAGAGCCUGGACAGCUCGGCGAGGUGGGCCCCAAGGGACCCCCAGGGCCCCAGGGUGAGCCCGGCACUCCCGGAAAGAAGGGGGAGGACGGGACACCCAGCCAGCCUGGGCUCCCUGGACCCCCAGGGCCCCAGGGCGAGCCAGGCAGUGUGGGGCCCCGAGGGCAGGACGGCGUGGAUGGCGCCCCAGGACCAAAGGGGGAUCCUGGGCCUCCAGGCACCGAGGGAGCCACAGGGCCCCGGGGUGCCCCAGGCCUCAAGGGUGAGCAGGGAGACACGGUGGUGAUCGACUAUGACGGCAGGAUCCUGGAUGCCCUGCAGGGUCCUCCAGGGCCGCAGGGAGCCCCAGGGCCUCCAGGGAGCCCCGGAGCCAAGGGUGAGCUCGGCCUGCCCGGUGCCCCAGGAAUCGAUGGGGAGAAGGGCCCCAAAGGACCAAAAGGAGACGCAGGAGAGCCUGGGCCGGCAGGACCCAAAGGGGAAGCAGGCGAGAUGGGCUUAUCAGGUCUUCCGGGCACCGACGGCCCCAAGGGAGAGAAGGGAGACUCAGCAUCUGAGAGCCUGCAGGAGAGCCCGGCCCAGAUCAUAGCAGAAGCAGGGCCCCCUGGACCCCCAGGCCCCCCUGGACCCAUGGGCCUCCAGGGAAUUCAGGGUCCCAAGGGCUUGGACGGAGCGAAGGGAGAGAAGGGGGAGUCAGGCGAGAGCGGCCCCAGAGGCCCGCCCGGGCCUGUUGGCCCGCCAGGCCUUAUUGGGUUGCCAGGAACCAAAGGAGAGAAGGGCAGACCUGGGGAGCCAGGACUCGAUGGCUUCCCUGGACCCCGGGGAGAGAAAGGUGACCAGAGCGAGCGUGGGGAGAAGGGAGAGCGAGGCAUCCCCGGCCGGAAAGGAAUGAAGGGCCAGAAGGGAGAGCCGGGGCCACCAGGCCUAGACCAGCCAUGUCCUGUGGGACAAGAUGGGCUGCCCGUGCCUGGCUGCUGGCAUAAGUGAUCCCAGGCCCAGCUCGCCACCUGUACAGAUCUGCGUGGACCCUCUUAAUUGUAAAAACAAAACAGUAAUAUAUUGAUCUUCUGUGGAAUGCACCACUAUGGCCUAGGACCCUGGAGGGAGCAAGCAGCCUGGCAGUGGCAGAGAGCGAGGCAGGCGGACAGUGUGCGCUGGCGGCACUGCAGGGUCCACUGGCCCCGAUGGAGACAACAGUGACAGUGCCUGCUCCGCUUGGGCUGCCGGUCACCUGAUUAGCAGACAUGGCUGGCCUCCACCUUACAAGAGCUGUGCCCCAAGCCAGAAGCCCGGUCACAUUAGAUCCAACCAGACGUCACUGCCCCCUCAGCCACAGGUGGCUACCCUGGACCCUGGCUCAGCGGGGCAGGACACGACUGUGGGCGCUUGCCACUGACUAGGGGGCAUUCUGUUGAAAGCUCCCGGUGCUGGCCUGGCUUGCUCGGGAAGCUGCAAGAACUUGCGUCCAGGCCCGGCUCUGCGGUUGCUGGCAUGGAGAGCCAGCUGCGGGUGCCUGGGGUUCCUGAGCGGCGGUGGACAGUCCAGGUUGGACCAGCUGCUACUGCCUGUGACUUUCCAUAUCACUCCAACAGACAGGAGCGGGUGCUGCUGCCCCUGAGGAGAUGGUCCAUCUGGCCCCGAGCCUCCCAGCCAGGACUGUGGGCAGCCUGGCAGCAAGGUGCCUGCUGGCGAGUUGUGCAGAUGAAGCGAGGUACAAGGCUGGUCCCGCAGGCCUGCGCAGGGGCUCCCGGCAGCCCAGCCCGAGCUGUCUUCUUCCCCCGUGUAGAUGGGUUUGCUCAUGUAAUAAACACCACCG
Octodon degus (degu) is the source of this 2215-nucleotide messenger RNA. It is a transcript of the gene Col23a1, whose product is annotated as collagen type XXIII alpha 1 chain. The record is from RefSeq and is a predicted model, not a curated record. The annotation marks the transcript as partial. The transcript has 29 exons. NCBI's taxonomy places the organism in Eukaryota, Metazoa, Chordata, Mammalia, Rodentia, Octodontidae.